AGAGUCUUUUCCAAAGAAGACUUCCUAGAAAGCAAGUCAACCACAGUAGAAAAGACUGGAGAUGCACUGUGGGUUGAAAAUUGAGGAGCAUUCCUAGCAGCUGACCACAAGAGACAUUGGUCUCUCUUAAGGGAUCUGUGGUUGAGCGGUCGUCAUAAAGGCUGAGGUUGGGGCAGUAAGUCCCUGAAAAACACCUUGCAUGACCAAAAGAUUCCAAGGUCAGUUUACAUCAGCGCGAGUCAAGCAAUAUCUUUCAUACCCUGUAACUUUUAUCCCUCUUCUCCUUCCCUGCUCCAACCUUGGAAGGAUCAGAGACCAAAGUUGAGGGCUAGGAAUAGGGGAAGAAGAGACACACAAAACAAGAAGCAGAGGUGCCCAAAUCCCACCCGGAGAGGGAAGGAAGGAGUUGGAAGACACACGACGGACAGCGCUGGGGGUGGAGGGGGCCCUCAGGACACACAAGCCGGAGCUAAAGGCAGCCUCACGGCAAACAUCGGCACGCGCACGGACGCCGGCUCCUGAGGCGCGCGCGCGCACGCGCACGGACGCCGGCUCCUGAGGGGCGCGCGCGCGCGCACGGACGCCGGCUCCUGAGGCGCGCGCGCGCGCGCACGUGCACUUCCGUUAGUCAACCGUUUGGCCAGUUAUUCUCAGCCAAGAACCGUUUGGCCAGUUAUUCUCAGCCAAGAGGUGUUGAUGUUCCCUGUGUGUCUGUGUGACGGAGAUUGGGUGGGGUCCCCUCUAGCACUGGUUCUGGGCUCGGGGGACGGCGAAAAGCCGAGGGACAGCUGAGGUGUCUCCGGAGCCGGUGCCUCAGCGAUGAAGAGGAUUUUCGGCUUGGGGAGGAACCAGAUCGCUCCGUCAGUGAGCUCCCGCAGCCUCUGCGGGGCCGACGGGUCGGGUUACCUCCUCCGGGACCGGGACCUUGGCAAGAUCCACAAGGCCGCCAGUCGUGGCAAAGUGGCCAAAGUGCAGCAGAUCCUGUUGCUCGGAAAAAAUGGCGUGAAUGACAAGGACAAAAAGAACAGGACCGCUCUGCAUCUGGCCUGUGCCAAUGGCCAUGCAGAAGUGGUAACUCUCCUGGUAGAGAGAAAGUGCCAGCUGAACGUCUAUGACAGUGAACAAAGGACAGCUCUGAUGAAGGCUAUACAAUGCAAGGAAGAAGAAUGUGCAACCAUUCUGCUACAACAUGGUGCUGACCCAGAUAUUAUGGAUGCCAGUGGCAACACGGCUCUCCACUAUGCUGUCUGUGCUCAGCAUAUACCAAUAGCAGCCAAACUGCUUUCAUACAAUGCAAAUAUUGAGGCAAGAAACAAGGAUGGCUUCACACCACUUUUACUUGCUGUAGAUGAAAACAAACAGCAAAUGGUGGAAUUUUUAGUAAAUAAAGAAGCAAAUAUACAUGCAGUUGAUAAGACAAAAAGAACAGCCCUCAUGCUUGCUGUAAAUUUUGACUCAACGAAUAUAGUCAGUCUUCUUCUUCAGAAAGGUAUUGAUGUCUUUUCUCGAGAUUUCCGUGGAUGGACUGCAGACGAAUAUGCUCUUUUUAAUGGUUUUAUUAUCAGUCACAAACUGAUUUCUGAGUAUAAAGAAAAAAAGCUACCUGUGAGUUCCUCUCAAAAUAAUAAUCCAGGAGAGGAAGAGCAUUCUGAAGAAGACUCUUUAAGCAGGCUUUCCAACAAACCUGGCAUUGAUGAUUCAUGUCCUGCAUCAGAUGAUAAAGACUUCGAUUUUGAUCCCAAGGUGAAGUGCUCUCUGACUCUCCCCAAACCAAGCUUAACAAAGCUAAUGACUGCUCCUCAGCAAUUCAGGAAAAACAUAGAAGAAUAUCGUAGCAUUGUGAGACCACAAAAUAGAACCUUGUUGGAGGACAGUAGUUCUUAUAGUGCACAUGAAGAAGAUGUGGUUGAAACUCUCCAAAAGUUGCCAGUCAGAGUCCAGGGCCUCCCUCAUGCUGCCUUUCCAUCACCUGACCCUCUUCUAAAACCUCCCCUCGAGUCUUCAGCAGUCCCUGGUGCUACAAAGGAAGGAACAAGAAAGCCAGCAAUUAUAGAAAAAGAAGCUGGUCUUGAUAUUCCUGAAAGUGCUCCAAGAGAACAAAUGAAUAGUGGCAAUACGACUUCUGUUGUUGGAGCACACAAAGAUGAUAGAAGUGUGGAAGAAGUGAGGUUCUGAACUUCCAGUUAUUGAUCAGCUGCUUUCUUUGUAAAAAUAUAGAGGAUUCAUAUGGCAACAGGAUGAGGACUAUAUAAUCAACAAGUCCUAUUGGGUAUCAUUUCUUUUUGGAACAGUGUAUUCACAAAUAGGAUUUCUGUCUCUGGGAACUUGCACAUCUGUAGAAAACAAAUGAAAAAUUGGUAAGAAACCAUAAAAUAAAAUAAAUACCCUUAAUGCUAAUUAUAUCAUUCAGAUAUAAUCUAUAAUUGCAUUAAGUAUGAGUUUGCACUGGUUCUCUAUAUAUGGUAAAGUAAUAUACAUUACAAUAUAUUUAUAAACCCAAAUUGUUAUCUGGUACAUAAUUAUGUUUAGAUUAGAAAUUUCAGGUGUUAUAAAAAAUACUCAUUAAAAUACCUUGAGAAUGAACUGUAAUAUUUAAUUCAACAUACUCCUGGUCCUAGAUUGUAAACAUGAAAUAUAUUCUUUGAAGAAGUAGAUUUUACUUUUUUUGUACUUUGAGGACAGA
Messenger RNA from Choloepus didactylus (southern two-toed sloth), 2683 nucleotides. RefSeq names its product ankyrin repeat domain-containing protein 7-like. The coding region runs from base 820 to 2175 and encodes 451 amino acids. Gene Ontology annotation, molecular function: protein binding. Lineage: Eukaryota; Metazoa; Chordata; Mammalia; Pilosa; Megalonychidae. The record is from RefSeq and is a predicted model, not a curated record. The transcript is spliced from 12 exons.